Messenger RNA from Ahaetulla prasina, 3945 nucleotides. RefSeq names its product coiled-coil domain containing 157 (gene CCDC157). The record is from RefSeq and is a predicted model, not a curated record. Bases 868 to 3084 code for a protein of 738 amino acids. Lineage: Eukaryota; Metazoa; Chordata; Lepidosauria; Squamata; Colubridae. The transcript is spliced from 10 exons.
AUAAGAAUAGGAAUAGGAAUAGGAAUAGGAAUAGGAAUAGAAUAUUCCUCAGGGCCUCUGGUGGCUAAGUCUGUCUAUUAUUAACAGCAGCUGCUUGCAAUUACUGCAGGUUCAAGUCCCACCAGGCCCAAGGUUGACUCAGCCUUCCAUCCUUUAUAAGGUAGGUAAAAUGAGGACCCAGAUUGUUGGGGGCAAUAAGUUGACUUUGUAUAUAAUAUACAAAUGGAUGAAGACUAUUGGUUAACACAGUGUAAGCCGCCCUGAGUCUUCGGAGAAGGGCGGGAUAUAAAUUCAAUUUAAAAAAAAAAAUAGAAUAGAGGAAUAGGAAUAGGAAUAGGAAUAGAAUAGAAUAGAAUAGAAUAGAGGAAUAGGAACAGGAAUAGGUAUAGGAAUAGGAAUAGAAUAGAAUUUUUAUGGGCCAAGUGUGAUUGGACACACAAGGAAUUUGUCUUGGUGCAUAAACUCUCAGUGUACAUAAAAGAAAAGAUACCUUCAUCGAGGUACAACAAGGUGGGUUGCCCAGCCGCCCAAACUAAAUUGCGGCAUUUUUGCCCAUCUAUCGAGUCCUUCCCAAAGGCAGGUGGGACAGGCAGGUGUGGGUUUGUUGGGGUUAAGUGCCUGCAGGGUGUGAGCUGUCCCGGAUAAAGCUGCCUAUUGCAAUGGGCAUAUGUAUUAAACGCGUACAGGGACUUUAUUCUUUCCCUCGGCUUCCCCUUUCAGUGGCUGUCCCCUCUGCUUUCAGGUAAGCCAUUUUCAUGCCAGCGUCUUACCUGAACGGCUUCCCUCCAGGAACACCUGUCUGAAGACUCCAGAGAGGCUUUCUCUUAUGGUUCGAAUGACAUCUGGGGAGGAGGGCGGGGGGACAUCAUGGUGAGUUUGUUGGUUAACCGAAACUGCAUGGAGAGCUUGCGGAAGGAUAUCACGGAUCUCCAGGGGACGGUCGUCAGUGUUUUCUCCCACGCUGGAGCGGUGCGUUUCCCUUCCUGGAAAUUCCCGGAUAAAGUGUCCUGUGACUUGGAUUUGGUGGCUUUGAUGGGACAAUACGACUUCGUGGAGAAUGACCCCGAAUUCACGCAGCAUUCUCACGUGGUUCUUCUGGAAAUAGUGAUCGACAGGCUUCUGUUGCUGCUCCAGAGUUUCACGGGAUACACCGAGAGCCUCAUCAGCGAAGAUGCGGUGCCCACUUCCCGGGCGUUAGGACCCUCCAUGUCUAUAGGGCUGACUGUAAGGAAGUACUGGAACAGCAUGCUGAAGAUGGGUGCCCUUUAUCAACAGCUGGUGGCCGAGAAAAAAUAUACCAAAGAUGCUUCUAAUCUAAAAAAUCCCUCCCGGGCCACGAAAGCUGAGAACGAACGUUUGAAAAGCGGGUCUCCUGAGUCGGAUGUGACUUUGCCCAUGUUUCCGUCUCCGUUAACGUCUUCCGCCGGCAGCAGGCUGCUGGACAAUGCCCUCAGUUCCCGCUCGGAUCCUUCGGUUAAUCUGCCCGGCCGGAGUGUCCACUCCCAGACAAUUGAGAGCGCUCUGGUGCCCUGCGAUGCGUGCGAAAGCACCCAGGCCAGCCUGCAGGAAGUGGGCAAGGCCAUCAUGGACCUCUGCGGCACCCUGAACAUCUCGUCUUCCCUGGGCAAGUUCCUCAAGAUGGUGGAGGAAAGGCUCGGAGGGAAGCUGCUCACAGUCAUGGAUGUCAGCUACUGGGCCACCGAACAGAGCAAGGACCUUUCCCGCAUCAACAAACAUAUCCAGAUGCUGAUGGGCCUCAUCAACCCUUUGAAGGGGGAACUGGAAGAGUUUGAGAAGCAGAAGAACCAGCUGAAGCAGCAGCUGGAGAACCUGGACGGUUGUCUGCAGAAGGAGAAAGAAGCCAAGAGGCAACAGAGGGAAGAGGCCGAGAAGCUCUUACAAAAAAAGGAGAAGGAAAGCCAGCAAUUGAUGGCCAAGCUGCAGAAGGCUAAGGAGGACCUCGGAAACCGAGCUGUUUCUCUGGAGACGAGUCUUUCCACCUUGAAAGAAAAGCUGCAGGUGCAGGAAAGCACAAUCCAGGAACUGGAACAGGCCCGAAAGGAUCUGCAAGAGGAGAUGGAGUCCAAGAUGGUGGACAAGGGCGAAAUAGACAAGCGGGAAGAGCAGCUGAAGGCCCUGGGCAGCCAGCUGGAGAGGGUGGAGGAGCAGCUAAACUGGACCACCCUGGAGCUCAACAAAGAGAGGGCCAGAGGGGAGAGCAUGCUCCUGCACCAGGAGUCCCUCCAGGUCAAGCAACAGAAUCUAAUGCAGCAGCUGGACAGCCUGGAUCAAGAGUACGAGCAGCUGAAGACCAGCAUGGCUGACAGUGAAGACGACCGACAGAUGAUGAGAGAGAGGCUAAAGGAGAUCCAGGAAGAAAAGUGGGAGAUGCAAAGCCGGCUGGAGGCCCAGAAGAAGCUCACCGAGAAACUGAGGCAGGAGAAGCAGAGCUUGGAGCAAUCUGCCUCCGAACUACAGAGGACCAUCUCCGAGCUGGGGGAGCUGAUCCACCAGAUGAAGGAGAAGGAGAAACUUUUGGUCUUCUUCCCAGAUCUUCACAUCCCUGUCGAGACCAAGUUUGAAAUGUCCGGGAAUGUCAUGGAAGACAUGGGCAAGCAGCUACAGGCCAACAACAUCCGCAUCAGCGUCCUGGAGGAGGAGAACUCCCGUCUCCGAAACGCGAUAGGCAAAAUAAAAGAGCCGCCCCAACAGGAGACGCAGAAGUUUGCUCUUCCAACCCAGCUGUGGAUGCGGUCUGCCGAAAAACCUGGGCCUCAAGACAGCGCGGGGCCGCCUCCUGUGGGGUACCCCGCAGCGUCCGGCUUUCAGGGACAGGUUUCCAGGCCUCCGACGAACAGCAGCAGCGCCACGGGAAGCGCCUCGCGACACAGACCUCCGAACAGCCCUGCAGCCUUCAAUCCGGGCCCCCAAUGGACUUCCGGCAACCAGCCGCCCAGGACCCCUUUGGGCCCUGCUCCGUUCAAUCUUUUCUACAAGGAGGCAGUGAGCAGCCCUUACGCCCAGGCCAAAGGGAGAGGCCGUCUGCCCCCGCCAGGUUACUGUAACCGCAACCACCAGAAAUAAAGAGAAGUGCGCUCAAGGACUACAGGAGCGUCACUGGGGGGGGGGGAGGUGUCUUGAGAGAUGCAGGGCGUUGGUAGUGUUGUGACCCAGGCCCAAGUAGGUAGGAGCAAACUCAAGUCAGUUUAAAAACAAACAAGCUUUAUUAGAACAGCUGAGAAUUAACUCAUUCUCAGCGUCGUCCAAACUAAAUCAAAGCAAAUUCUUCCCAACGCAAUUCCUCAGUCUUAUCACCAACCUUGGUCCAAUUAGGCAAACUGCCAAAGGCCUUUCUUGGCAAAAGUUCAGAAGACGCCGAUACGAAACUAAUGCAGCAAGACAAAGCUAUCAGUGUUGUUUUCCGGCAAAGAGCCCAAAUGCCAUUGCUGGUCUUUUAAGCCUUAUGGGAGGGGCCAAUCAUCUCUUGGCCUGACUCCAAAGUCGUCUUUUGCUUUAGCUGCUCUUGCCUUCUGAUACGUGCAUUGGGAACAGGCUCCUCCUGUUCCUCUGCCUCACUACUGUCAGCCUCUGGAGUUCGCACCUCACUCCCCGAUGGCCCUGGCCCCACCUCAGCCUCCAACGCAGAGCCCUCAUUCGGGCCUUCCCCAGCCUCCAGGCCUGGCCCACGCUCUUCCUCAGCCUCAUCACUGACUCCAUUGCCAGCUCCACAGGCUGCUGGUGGACCACAACAGGUUGAGAGGGGGCUGUUCAAUUUGGACAUCGAUGGCCACUUUGACCCCGAGAACACAGACAAAACUCCAAGUGGCCUCAACAACACUAAAAGGAUGCAAAUGACCAGCUGUCUGCAAAGAACAUAAUUCUCUCUCUUUCUCCCUUCGUUGCUUUGCCAAUCCUCUUCGUUGCACUCUUUUUAGAGCAGGGGGC